AAGGUGGGAAUGCAAAACCUUCCAUCCUUUCCUUUCCGGGAAGGAAGAGAUCAUGCAUGAACUUUGAACCCCACUUGCAUUAAACUACAUAACCUGCAAUCAUCGAGGGGCUUUAUAUGUCCUCUCCUAUCUGAGUCUCUUCUAUUCAAACAAACAUUACUCAAAAGGCUCCCUUUCAUUUUGUUCAAUGGAGCUCCGGCUCUCCUACGCCACAUUGUUUUGGCUUCUCUGUUGCAUCGCCACCACAGCCCGUGCCCAAGUUGUUCGCAGCAAUGAUACUGAUCGACUUGCUCUGCUGGAAAUCAAGGUGAAGAUGAUCGACCCACUAGGGACCCUAGGCUCGUGGAACUCAAGCAUCCACUUCUGCCAGUGGAAUGGAGUUACUUGCGGACAAAGGCACUGGAGAGUCACCAUCCUGGACUUGCAAUCCGGGGAGCUGUCGGGAACCAUAUCCCCACAUGUUGGGAACCUGAGCUUCCUGAGGGUGCUCAAUCUCCAGAACAAUAGCUUCCAUUCGGCAAUUCCCCCUGAAGUUGGCCGUCUGUCGAGGCUGCAGGUUCUCCGCCUCAGCAACAACUCUCUUAGCGGCCCUGUUCCUGCUAGCGUGACCCAUUGCUCCAAUCUCGUCAGCAUGAUCCUCGCUCAGAACAUGCUCGAAGGAAAGGUACCUUCAAAUCUGGGGUCCUUGUCUAAGCUCCGGCAACUUGAUUUGAGGGGCAACAAUUUCACUGGGGCAAUCCCACUUUCAGUUGGAAAUUUAUCAUCUCUUGAGUAUCUUAUGUUUUCAAGAAACAACUUCAGUGGUACGGUUCCGGAUACACUGGGCAACUUGAGAAAUAUAAAGCAACUUGCUCUAGGGGAGAAUUACUUCGUUGGUGCUGUUCCUUCAACUAUCUUUAAUAUUACUUCCAUGGAACUUCUUGAUCUGGGUAUUAGUCAAUUGGAGGGUAGCUUACCGUGGGAUAUGGGUAUCACUCUUCCGAAUCUCAAUUAUCUCUCAGUAGGCAGUAACCAGUUUACUGGAUCCAUCCCCAAAUCAAUAUCCAACAUGUCCAGUCUAAGUGUCUUUAUAAUGGCAGCCAAUAAUUUCAAUGGGGAUGUCCCGUCCUUCAGAGGGUUGAGUGAGGUCACCUGGUUCCAUAUUGGUGGAAAUAAUUUGGGAGAUGGGCAAGCCAAUGACCUCAACUUCCUCUGCUCACUGACAAAUUCCAUUAAUCUCCGAAUUGUGGAUAUAAGUCAGAACCAUUUCGCAGGGUCGAUCCCGGGAUGCAUAGGCAACCUUUCUGGUCUCAGCAUGCUUUCACUGAGUGACAAUGUCUUAUCUGGAAGCCUGCCGAGUGUUAUCAAGAAUCUCAUCAACCUAGAGUAUUUGUCGUUGUGGGGAAACAACAUUUCAGGUAUCAUCCCUCCUGAAAUCGGAGGCCUUAUAAAUAUGAAGCAACUGCAUCUUGGUUUCUGUAAGUUCACUGGGCAGAUACCACACACCCUCGGGAAUUUAACGAUGAUGACUCACCUUUCCUUGCGGGAGAAUAAUCUUCUGGGCACCAUACCUUCCUCUUUUGGGAAGUGUCAGAGCUUGAUAUUGCUAGAUCUUGGAGAUAACAAACUUUCUGGUGCCAUACCCCCUGAGAUUAUGAGCCUCUCUUCUCUAUCAAUCUAUGCUGACUUCUCGCUGAACAAUCUAACUGGCGAACUUCCUGUGGAAAUUGGAAAUCUGAAAAAUCUCGGUGAGUUAGAUCUCUAUGGGAACAAGUUCUCGGGAGAAAUUCCGGCUAGUCUAGGUAGUUGUAUAUCAAUGGAGUAUUUGUAUAUGCAGGACAACAUGUUUACAGGUCCCAUCCCUUCAACAUUGAGUUCUUUGAAGGGGCUUCAAGCACUGAACUUUUCCAACGACAAGUUGUCUGGCAAAAUUCCACAAUUCUUGGAGGACCUCUCCUUGACGAGUUUGGGUCUGGCUUUUAAUGACUUUGAGGGCACUGUACCGAUGCAAGGAGUCUUCGCAAACACAAGUGGAACCUCAGUUGUGGGAAAUGACAAGCUUUGUGGUGGUCUGCCAGAACUGAGACUGCCUAAAUGCAAGACGGUGAGACCAACUACUAGCAGAGUGAGAAAUGUUAUUAUUUUCACCGUGUCAGGGAUUCUCGGAACAGUUUUGGUGCUGCUGUUAGUUUAUUUCCUUUGGCAGAGGAAAGGGAGGAAGAUGUCUGAUUCGGGCUCCUCUAUCAAUGGCCAUCUGAAAGUUUCUUAUCAGAGCUUACUGAGAGCUACCGAUGGGUUCUCCUCCGCUAACCUUAUCGGAACUGGUAGUUUCGGCUCUGUGUUUAGAGGGGUUCUCGAUUCGAAUCAGAUGACUGUUGCAGUCAAGGUGCUUAAUCUUGCCCACUGUGGAGCAUCGAAGAGCUUUAUGGCAGAGUGUGAAGCCUUGAGAAACAUCAGGCAUCGCAAUCUUGUCAAAGUAAUCACAGCGUGUUCGGGCUUUGAUUACAAAGGUAAUGAUUUCAAGGCCUUGAUAUACGAAUUCAUGGUAAACGGGAGCCUAGACGAGUGGCUACACCCUCAAAUUGGGACUGAUGGAGAAAGGGAAGAUGCACCAAGGAAAUUAAGUCUUCUCCAAAGAGUGAAUAUCGCCACGGACGUCGCUUGUGCUUUUGAUUAUCUCCAUCAUCAGUCUGAAACUCCAGUAGUCCACUGUGAUUUGAAGCCAAGCAAUAUUUUACUUGAUGACGAGAUGAAUGGCCAUGUAGGCGAUUUCGGGUUGGUCAGGUUCCUGCCAGAAGCCACUCAGGAGUUCCUUUCUAAUCAAACAAGCUCCAUCGGAGUUAGAGGAUCUCUAGGCUAUAUUGCUCCAGAGUAUGGAGCAGGCAAAAAUGUAUCAACAGAUGGAGAUGUGUACAGCUAUGGGAUCCUCAUACUGGAGAUGUUCACGGGGAAGAGGCCAACCGAUGGCAUGUUCACUGAUGGGUUGAAUCUUAAUUCCUUUGCUAAAGCAGCUUUGCCCGAGCAGGUCAUGCAUAUAGUCGACCCUAUCCUGUUUCAGGAUAGCCAAGACCAGGAGAACAGUCGAGAGAACAACAGGUUCCUUAAGAUUCAAGAGUGUCUAGUUUCGAUAAUGGAAAUAGGAGUGCUCUGUUCUUCUGAAUUGAAGGAAAACAGGAUGAAGAUGCCAGAUGUUGUUGCAGCACUCCAGACGAUCAGGAAGAAGCUCGUUGCAGCAUUUUAGCGUAUAUAAAAAUGAAUAACGUUACUGCCAAUUUUAUUGGUUUCAUGGCUAAAUAUGCUUCUUUUGCAGUUUUAGUUGUUUGGCCAUUGUUUUUUGAUGGGAUAACCAGAUGAAUUUCUGUAGAGUUUGAGGAAUAAAGAUAUAUUAGGAAGUUCCCUACUCAGUAUGUUUCUGUACUCUUGGCUUACCGCCCGAGGUCGGAUUUGAAGCUUGUUUCACAUAUUUCUGUGCUUUUCUGAGACAGUUACCUGUCGAGAGACAUUAGCUCUCGUGAUUUUUUCGGUCA
Molecule: messenger RNA, 3506 nt
Organism: Punica granatum (pomegranate)
Lineage: Eukaryota; Viridiplantae; Streptophyta; Magnoliopsida; Myrtales; Lythraceae
Source: RefSeq, a predicted model, not a curated record